Molecule: messenger RNA, 495 nt
Organism: Microthlaspi erraticum
Lineage: Eukaryota; Viridiplantae; Streptophyta; Magnoliopsida; Brassicales; Brassicaceae
Source: the annotation of a GenBank genome assembly
AUGGCUCCUCCUAAACACAUGAAUGUUGUUUCGGUUGCAAUCGCGGCUCUCAUACUACUUGUAUCAUGUUGUCAUGCAGCAACCUACCAACAACAAUUCAUGGCUCCACAAAAUGCAGUGAGAGCUCGUUUAAGGCUCAAACCGCUGAAGUGGGACGCCAAACUGGCCCGCUACGCUCAAUGGUGGGCAAACCAGAGACGCCGUGACUGCGACUUGAUCCAUUCGAAUGGACCAUACGGUGAGAAUCUGUUCUGGGGCUCAGGGAAUAGAUGGAGCCCUGUUCAGGCCGCCAAUGGAUGGUUGUCGGAAGGAAGAAGCUAUAACUAUUACGCUAACUCAUGCAAGGCCGAGAUGUGUGGCCAUUACACGCAGAUUGUGUGGAGGAACACGCAGAGGAUUGGCUGCGCUCACGUGAUCUGCAACAAUGGAGGCGGCGUGUUCUUGACUUGCAAUUACGAUCCACCGGGGAAUUUUCUUGGUAGGAAGCCGUAUUGA